Stegodyphus dumicola is the source of this 1086-nucleotide messenger RNA. Its product is annotated as heme-binding protein 2-like. The record is from RefSeq and is a predicted model, not a curated record. Lineage: Eukaryota; Metazoa; Arthropoda; Arachnida; Araneae; Eresidae.
GUUUAGAAACUCGCUUGUUUAUUAGAAAACUGGUCCUUGUAGAAACUGCGUGGACUCUUGUCAUACCUCUGCUAUUCUUCAAAUAUUGUGAAAAGAAUCAUGCGUGCGAAAUUAUCUUCGAUUUUGCUCACAUUAGUGACUGUCCUGGUUUAUCAGAUAUGUGCUUGUUUUGGGGCAUGCACAAGAAGAGGAGUGGAAUGCAUUGAAUAUCAAAUAGUCAGUCGUCAUCAGGGAUACGAAGAGAGACAGUAUCCGGCCACUACGUGGAUCAGCACGACCGAGGAAGGUCCUUCCCUGACGGAAGCUAACAGGAUCAUGUACAGGAGACUCUUCUCUUACAUCCAAGGAAAUAAUGCGAAAGGUAUGAGGGUGAAUACCACGACUCCUAUUCGUACAAGGAUUGUGCCAUGUCAUGGAGCAACAUGUGCUACUAUGUUUAUUAUGUCAUUCUUAAUUCCUUCGGAAAUGCAAGACAGUACACCAUAUCCUCUAGAUACUGAGCUCUUCAUUGAGAAAGAUCCGCCUGUUCGUUACGUUGUCAGGAUAUUCGAGGGAAGACCGACAGAAGCUGAUUGGUUAGAAGAAUCUCACACUUUGGCUCAGCUGGUCAAGAAGGAUCCCAGCGUGGACAAAAGUUAUUACUACACCGCAUGGUACGAUCCUCCGUAUCAACUCUUCCACAGAAUCAAUGAAAUUUGGAUGGUAAAGAAAACUGAAAAGCAACAACCCAGUCCAAAUGCAGGUAACGAAGUCCUGAGCAAUGAAAGUAAAGAGCACAAAGAAUCGAAUUGAAUCGUUAUAUUGUUACCUACAGUUUGAUGAUUUUGUAAAAUUAAUCUAUUCUGCAGAAAUCAGCAGCAAUUUUUUUUAUUUAUCUUCUAAAAUCUUUUAGCAACUGCAUGAAAAGUCACUUAUAUAUAGUUUUAGGAAAAAAAAAAAAAAAAAAAAAAAAAAGAGAUUUUUACAAUUGCUUUGGUGCAAAAGUUUUGCAGCACUAAAAUUUGGAUAUUCUGCUUCCCUGUUAAAGCUUGACGGAUAUGAGGUUUAAACUCGCUUUUGAAAGGUCUUCCCAUGCUUUACUAAAAA